Molecule: messenger RNA, 801 nt
Organism: Salvia splendens (bonfire salvia)
Lineage: Eukaryota; Viridiplantae; Streptophyta; Magnoliopsida; Lamiales; Lamiaceae
Product: protein SOB FIVE-LIKE 5
Exons: 5
Coding region: 96-569 (157 amino acids)
Biological process (GO): cytokinin biosynthetic process
Source: RefSeq, a predicted model, not a curated record
UAUUAAUCUCUAAUGUCCCUCUCCCUCUCCCCACAAUGAACAGGACAACUGGCAAGUUUGAUUCUUCUGGAAUCAGAUAUAUAAAAUAUUGAGCGAUGAACGCAUCAACCUCCGAUUACACCAGCGGCUGCGAAUCCGGGUGGACUAUGUAUUUGGAUCAAAACUCCUAUAAUUCCGAUCCCUACACCACAGAUUUCUACACCAGGUAUGAACACAAAGGCGGCUAUGACGACGACGACGAGGAUCAGUCCAUGGUGUCGGACGCCUCGUCGGGGCCGCCGCCGCCGCACUCCGCCGCCUACUACAGCUACACCGCGGCGGAGGAUAAGAAGACGAAUAAGAAGAAUAAGAGAGCAGACGCCAAAAAAGAGCCUAAGCAGAAGCAGACGCCGUGCCUCGACGACACGGCUAGCUCUUCCAUCCACCAUUUCUCGCAGGGCAAUGUACCUCCCGAUGAUGAUUCCGCCUCGCAUUUUCAGGGCGAAUCGGGAACGAAGAAGCGUUUGGGUUUCUUCAAAUCAUCGACGAAAGGGAAAUCAGGAAGUGUGACGGGGAGAAAGAGGCAGUGAGAAAUGGAUGAGAAUAUAUUUUUGUGGUCUGCUGCAGCAAGUGAAAAAAAGGGGGAUAACAUCUGAAUUUCCAAGAUUGUUGUCUGUGUAUCUAUCUUCAUUUUAAUCCAUUUUUUAAUCUUUUUCUACCUCUACCUAUUUCUUCCUGUCCAUGCACUAGGGAACAACCCUUAAAUGUAAAAAUCAAGUUUCAAAUAAUAUUCAAAAGAGUAAAACCUUAGAAAAGAUGCAA